UCCUGUUUGUUUUGUGGAGCUCGUCUGUUCUCUAUCGCUCUCUCUUUCUUAGUCUCUCUGGUCUUUGCAAGUUGCCACAAAUAAAAAACCAGUUGAUUAGAGAAUUUUGUCCAACGUACGUGUAUAGCUUCCCACUAGACGGGAAAAAAGUCCGGAAAAUCGAAAAAUAUCUAGGAAAUCCAUUACAUCAAAAGUGAAAAAUAGAAAGCCAAUAUACAACAAAAAGCAUUCAUUUGUUCGUUCGUUCGGUCAGCAGUCAAAAAGGCAAUUAAAGUCCAUUGAAAAAGUGAACAAAGCAGUGAUAAUUGUGAAAUCAAAGUAAACGCCUUUAAAUACAUAUAUUUUGCUUGAAUUUUGUGCCAGAAGUUUUUCAAAUAUUCAAGUACUAAUCAGUUCCCGGAAAAGUGGAGAAGUGGAAGAGAACACGAACCUCAACAAAACGAAUGGAUCAUCCAAACAAAGGAGGAGGCGGUGGAACGCCAACACUUGAUAAGCCCUCAAUUUUGGAAGGUGUUCUAAACAAUCUUUUCGAUGGCCUGGCUGACAAGGAUGAAACCGUGCGCUUUGCCAUACAGUCUGCCUUGGUAAAGAUAAUUGAAACACAUCCGGUGAGGGCAACAGAAAUUCUCUGUGAGUACCGGGAAAAACAUCCAAAACUAAAUGAACAAACAACAAAUAUUAUACUAAAGGCCAUUGAAAAAGUAGUUUCCUCGGAUACGACCAUACCAACGGAGGCCCAUAAAAAACUAGCCGCAUUGGCCAUAGAAGAACUAACACGUUCCACUGAACAUGUUCCCAACAUACAAAAUCAUGCCCUCAAUAUCCUGGUGGCCAUUGGUCGGGGCGAUGAUUGUAAAAUGGUUAUGGAAGCCCUAAUGGCUCACACGAAAGAGGGAACAGUUGCCCAUUUUAUGGUGAUGCAAUGUUUUGGCACCUUGGCCUCCACCAAUGUACCAGCUGUAGUGCCUUUUAUAAAACAGAUUUUAGCAACUAUUUUGACAAAUUUAAAUUCCAUAAAACAGGAUCACAUUAAACAAGCUCAUGCAUAUGCAAUUGGUCGUUUUAGUGAAGCUCUAUUGGAACAAACUUCAGCAAAUGCUGCCGCUGCAACGGCAGAAAAUAGUGCUGCAACCACAAAUGGUGAAGAUAUUAUCGAAACAAAACCUCAGGCAGAAUCUACAACCAUUGAACCCUUUCCCGAUUGUUCAACAGAAAUAUCCAUAGCUUAUGAUGUGCUCUUCAAACAGUGGCUACACUCGCGAGAACCCAAAGUUUGUGUGGAAAUAUUACAGGCAUUAUCUUCCAUGUUUCCCCUACUGCCACCGGAUACAAUACAAGAUCAAACACCCCGUUUGGUGCCACAGGUAUUGGGCCUAUAUCGCCGUUCCAUAGAACGCAACAGUAUUACCCAAUUUUUGUCGGCUGUGUUGAAAACAAAUAUUGCCAUACAACCUUCGGUACUUGACAGUGUUGCCGACCAACUGAUUUCGAAUCUUUUUGAUUUGGUCUGUGUCUACCCCGACUAUGAGAAACCACAAACCGUUAAGGGCCAUUAUGAAGUCCUGAGAUGUUUCCAUUUAUUGUCCAGUGUCUAUGCCACAAAGAUAAUGGAUACAUUGCUAAUGCAUUUGCGUAAUAACAGUGAAAGGGAACGCAUCAAAUCCCUGCUGAUAUUGACACAUCUUCUGAAUACCUCCACGGUGAACAUUGAAAAUAAGUUGCAGGCUUUUAUUGAAUGCCUCAAGCAAAUGAUUACCGGUGAGAAAAGUAUUAAAAUGAAAAUGACUUUGCUAAAGUGCAUUGUGGCCCUGGCCCAGAAGUCAUUUAUCAAAGAAAAGGAAUUUGUUUGGUUCAUAGUACGUUACAGUUGUAAAUACACCAAAGUCAAUCAGGAACAUGGUUCCCUGGAAGACCAUGCCAACUUUGUUUUGUCCUGUGAAAGUUCGCUGCAUAUGUUGGCCUCCACGGUGGGUACCAUGGACGAGUUGCUGAAACGGGAGCUGCUAAACUAUUUUGUUUUAUUGGAUUACACCGACAUUUGUUCAAAUUUGGCCAAAUGUCUGGCAAGUUUAUUUGCCAAAUCGGCAAAUAUAGAAUUUGAAAUUGCCCAUGAUGAAGAUGAGCCGCCCGAAAGGAGGGAGUCCAAUGCUGGCGGAGAGGAUGUAACAACGGCCAAAACUCCCAGUUUGGUAAGGAGCGGUAAAAUUGUAGUACCCUCGGCAGAGACCAUUUUUGCCAGAUGUUUAUCUCUGCUGGGCAAUUAUCAUUGCAUUAAGAGAGCCACAAAUAUCUUGACAUUCUUGAAAUACUAUUAUCCCCAUCUAAAUCCGGAGCUAUGCAAAUUGUGGGACAAGUCCAUAUCGGAUUUACUCUUGAAUAUCAACAAAGAAUCUUUGUAUUUCAAUAAACUUAACAGCUUCAUUGUGGAGACCAAUGCAUUUCUGGCGAAACAUGAUGAACAUUUCGCCGAACGUUUGGCCAAUAAAAUGGCUGAGCAAACGAUAAUCUAUCCAAUGGUCUUGCCACACAAUGAAUUUGUUAUUCCCUCUCUGAAUACCGAACGGGGCAUGCUAAUGAAGGCCAUGGCAUUGACGUUGUGCAAUGUCAACGACGAUGCCACUAUCAGUGCCAAAUUGGAUUUGAUCAUCACCGCUGCCAGGCAGGAGAAAAUGGAUAAACAUACCAAGCACAUUGAAUACGAGGAUAAAAUCAUACCCUAUUGCCAGGCCUUGGGUUAUUUGGCUCGCAAACACUACGCCCUAGUUAUUAAGAAACUAGCCGAAUUGGCCAACAUUGGCGGCCGCAAACAUUCAACCGGUUUCUUUUCGAAUUUACACUUUAUCAAAGACACUCACAAGGAAUUGGAAAAUUUCAAAACCAAUCUUUUGGCCAUUAAGUCCCUGGGACAUGUCAUGGAUGAAGCUGACCCGCAACAAUCAUUGGCCAAUCUCGAUGACACCAUAUUUAACUUUCUAAUACUCCAAUUGAAAUUCACCAAAGACCAGUGCAUAAUGUCUGCCAUUUUGAAGACGCUUUUGAGUAUUUGCAAUCAAAUGAUAAGCGCCAAGGAAACGCAAAAGACUCCUCUUAAAUAUCGUAAACAAAUAAUGGAGGCGGUAUUUAGUAUACCCAUUGAACCGCCAUUCGAUGAUUUACCUCUGCUGCCGGUUAUUCUGAAAUUGGGCACCGACUUUAUACGCAUUGGCGGAGAUGAUGCCACCGAAUCGGUUGAUGGUGGAGUUAUCUUCGAAAUAGCCUGUAAGAACUUCUUCAACUGUGCCCAGAAUUUAAAAAUGAAAUUCGAAUCGCAAGAAGAAGAUGAACGCAACAGUUUUCUGGCCAAAUAUCUUAAUGAGUCGUUGCCGGAAUUGAAUAAACUAGUCAAAGUUAUAAUCGAAAUGGAUCCCUCGCCAUCGACCUUGGAUUUGAUAAUUUCCAUACUAGAAACAUGGACUCGUGAUAAGAACUCUGAAGUACGCAUUUGUGCUAGUCACGUCUACAACAACACCCUAGAAGUCUACAUAAAAUCAAUGAAAAUUGGCUGCGAAGCACCAUCGAAAUUCAAUCAGACUGGGCAAAUGUUGGGUAAGAUUGUGCCACGUUGUAUCGAUUCGAAUGGCACAGUACGUCAAGUAUCGGUGGACAUACUGCAAAAGACUCUAGAGAUUGCAUGUAUUUAUGAAACUCUCACGAUUGCCGACAGUGAAACGGAUUGGGUGAAAGAAAUUGAAUUGGUCAAGGAACAGAUUAUCACCGAUGAUCCUAAACAAAUUUACAAUCUUGCUGGCGAGAUUGCAAAGAUCAUUGCUGUACGAAUUUCCAAUUUUCAAUAUCUGCAAUUUUGUAAAACCUUAUUGGCUGGACUCAAGGAUCCAGAACAAAGCUCCGCAAUUGGUGCUUCCGUGGUGUUGAAGUUCUUUAUACAACAGAAAGGGUCCGAAUUAUUCCAUGCUAUACCCGAUCUGGUUAAAGAAUGUCUGGGGGCCAUACACUCCUGUGAUGUAAAUCGUGCCAAGUCCGGAGUACUUAAAGCAUUGGUGGCCCUCACCAAGCAUCAUCCAAAGUUGGUGUCAUGUGAAAUACUGACACAGCAGCUACCUUAUGAAGAAAACAUUGUCGAAUAUUGGCAUUUGGUAUGUACCGAUGCUGAGCUGGCUGGGGUAUUAAUCGAUCACUUUCUACAAAUACUUUCAUCCGCCUGUAUAUAUGAACAAAACGAAGCAUGUGUGGAUAGGCAAAAAAUUGCAAGUGUUCAGCCUUUUGCCAUUUUCUGUGCUCUACACGAAAUGAUGCCUUGCAAGGAUAUUAAAACGCAACUUAAAGUGAAAUUUCCCGAAUUGUUUACCAUGCUACUCACAUCGCUGGCCUCAUAUACAAAUCUGGCUGCACCCAUGCAAACUGGACCGCCGCGUAGUGUCUCUCCAACGCCCACCUCGAGUUCCUCUUCCAUUAUCACUCUCUCAACGGGGUCGAAAAAUAAAUUCGGUUUUGUACCCAAUAAAGAAUCGAUCAAAUUGAAUCCCUGCCAAAUUGUCUUGGAAACAUUCCAAAAAUUUCUCGACAGUUUGGAAAUGGAACAAAUUGCAACCGUACUUACUGUACACACCCAUUUAGCUUCUAGUACUGAUCUCAAAAAUUUCAUAGAACUGCUUACCCCCAUGGCCAUUGGUGUGUCAAAUCAAAUUGACAUCGAUUCCAGUGAAAUGAAAAAUAUUGUGACAACCCUAAGUAAAUAUGUAGCCUCUCCGUACGAUGCCCAGCGGGUGGCAGCAGUGGGAUUAUUCUCACGCAUGGUACCCCUCAAGCCGUGUGGAGAAAUAUCCGCAAAUAUAAUGAAUCAUUUGACAAAUGCUCUAAGUGAUCCCAAUGCAAUUGUGCGAGGUUUAAGUAUUCAGGGCAUGGGCUAUGUGGGCCUACUUAAUGAUGAUGAUAUUGAAAAAUAUGAUGAGACUGCAAUAACGGCUCUUUUGAAAGGAGUUGAUGAUACUGUGAGCGAUUGCCUGAUAAAUAUUCCCCUAGAGAGUAUGCGUGGUUUAUCACGAAUAUUACAAAAUCUUCCCAGUGAUCGUGUUGAAACUUUCCAUGUUUCGUUGGCCAUACGUAUUAGACCCUUCUUUGGUAGUUAUUCUCUGGAAAUACGUGAGGCCGCGAUCAUAUUAUUUGGUGACUUAUGUGAAUCUAAGAUUGCUGUAAAAGAUGGUACCGCAUCGCCAUCGGAAUCAUCAAAUGAAGCCCUGAGAGAACAAUUAAUAGCAAAUCUAUUUCCUUUACUUUUACACUUAAGCGAAGGGGAAGCUUCUAUUAUUAGGGCCUGCAAGGGUACCCUACGCAAAGUUUGCCGCCUACUGAACUCGUUGAAGAUUAAUGAUAUGGCUCAGCGACAUUUAUUGGAUCAUGGCCAAUUGAAUUAUAAUAAUUUUAUUAUAGAUUUUGUAAAAGUUAUUUCUAUGGAAAUGACCGAUCACAUCCAAGACUUUAUAGACUCAUGUUUACCCAAAUUACGCAGCCAAUGGCCAGAAGUAAGAGGCAGUGCAGCAAUUGUUAUUGGCAUUUUGCAUAACUUCCUUGCGGAACGUAAUACCCAAACUGAGGCCGUUGGCAAUAAGCUUGCUGCUCUACUUAAAGAUGAAAACCAUUUUGUACGCGUAAAAGCAGCCACAGCAUUAGGUUACUUCUUUGGAGAUAUAUAAGCGAAAAAAAUGUAUUUUCCACCUAUCAUUACACUAUCUGUCCGAAACGAUUCGAUGAAUGACUAAAAAAUUGUAUGCCAAAAAAAAGAAGAAAAAACUAAAUUACAUUUAUGUUAAAUGGUUAUUUGUGUGUGAUUUCCAAACUCUAUAUCUAGUACUUGAUGUGAUUUAUCCAAACAUUUUUCCGCACUAGUCUGUAAGUAAAUGAAAGCAUCACUUAUACUAUUACUUCGGGACACAUAUUCAAAACAAAAACUCAAUUGAUAUUGUGAUUGUUGAAAAUUAGGAAACAAAUAUUCACCACUUCCUGUGACCAUUAUGUGCCCUUUCCUUAUUAACAGUUGUGUAUCAUGUUUUCUCUCCUCAUCGAGUUUUUUU
Molecule: messenger RNA, 6068 nt
Organism: Musca domestica (house fly)
Lineage: Eukaryota; Metazoa; Arthropoda; Insecta; Diptera; Muscidae
Gene: c11.1
Product: maestro heat-like repeat-containing protein family member 1
Exons: 13
Coding region: 444-5690 (1748 amino acids)
Cellular component (GO): cytoplasm
Source: RefSeq, a predicted model, not a curated record